Messenger RNA from Entelurus aequoreus (snake pipefish), 3448 nucleotides. RefSeq names its product TBC1 domain family member 10A-like. The coding region runs from base 341 to 1738 and encodes 465 amino acids. The transcript has 9 exons. NCBI's taxonomy places the organism in Eukaryota, Metazoa, Chordata, Actinopteri, Syngnathiformes, Syngnathidae. The record is from RefSeq and is a predicted model, not a curated record.
ACCGCCGCUGCGCCAUGUGCGAGUGCGGCAUACGAGCGCUAGAGUGCAGUAAAGAGCAGACAUGAUUGUUUACUUCCUGCUGACCGCAGCAGAGAUUUAACUAGUCAGCUGACAGGUGUGCGACGUGCUAGUACGUUAGCUUAGCUUACAUUAGCACUUUAGCGUCCGUUUUUGCUCUGUAUGUUUUAUAAAGAUGUUAUUAUGAGGCCGACAGCGUGACUUUUAUGCAACCGUCGUUAGUUUUAGCCUAGCUUAAGAGCGAGCCCAAUGGAGGCUAUACGAAUGUUAGCUAAGCUAGCAGGUCAGGGAAGUUGUUAAGUUAGUCCUCCAUGUUGGCUCAAUGGCAAGAAGCGAGCCGGGCAAUGGAGUUGAUAUUCGGGGCAGCACAGACAAGCUGACAGGUGGUGGUGGUGGAGGUGGACACAGUGAUGUUGUGCCGCUGGAGGCGAAUGGCACAUCCGGGGAGAAAGAGGUGGACAAGUACGGCUUCACAGGAGGAGCCCAGCAGUACCCAGGACUCUCUGCUGAAGAAAUCCCCACUGACGUGCUAAGGCAGCGGGAGGCCAAAUGGCUGGACAUGCUCAACAACUGGGACAAGUGGAUGGCCAAGAAACACAAGAAGGUGAAAGAGCGCUGUCAAAAGGGCAUCCCUCCCUCGCUGCGUGGUCGGGCCUGGCUCUACCUGACAGGAGGCAAAGUGAAAGAGGAGCAAAACCGGGGCAAGUUCCGGGAUCUGGACAGCCAACCAGGGGACCCCAAAUGGGUGGACAUCAUCGAGAGAGACCUCCAUCGACAGUUUCCCUUCCAUGAAAUGUUCUCAGCUAGAGGAGGACACGGGCAGCAGGACUUGUUCCGUGUGCUUAAGGCGUACACGCUGCACCGUCCCGAGGAGGGCUACUGUCAGGCUCAGGCCCCUGUCGCCGCUGUGCUCCUCAUGCACAUGCCUGCAGAGGAUGCUUUCUGGGUUCUUGUACAAAUUUGUGAGAAAUACCUUCCAGGGUACUACAGCACGGGGCUGGAAGCCAUCCAGCUGGACGGAGAGAUCCUGUACGCUCUGCUGCGGCGUGCGUCUCCCGUGGCCCACCGUCACCUCAAGCAGCACAAGCUGGAGCCCAUCUUGUACAUGACGGAGUGGUUCAUGUGCGCCUUCUCGCGCACGCUGCCGUGGGUGUCGGUGCUCCGCGUCUGGGACAUGUUUCUCUGUGAAGGAGUGAAGAUCCUCUUCCGAGUGGGCCUGGUUCUCCUCAAACGCAUGCUGGGAUCCCAAGAGAAGGCGAAGGCCUGCCGAGGCCUCUAUGAAACAAUGGAGCGUCUUAGGGCCAUACCUCCGCAGUACAUGCAAGAGAGCUUUCUGGUGCAAGAGAUCCUAGACUUGUCCGUGUCAGAGAAAGACAUCGAGAAAGAACACUUGGCACAGCUGCGACACUGGAAGGACUCCCACGGCGACCUCCGCUACACGUCGCCUCCCAGGAUGCACGGCGCCAAGGCCGUCAUGGCCGCCGAGCCGCCAAGCAGACAGGAUCUGAGGCAGAGGCCCACCAUCGUCGAGGAGCCCCCCCCGGAGGACGAAAGGGACAACGCUAGGAAGGGCAAGAAGGAGAAGCGGAAGGGGACUAUUCUGCCGACACAGGAGACAGAAGGUCCUCCCUCGCGUCUCGCUGAGCCCUCGCCGCUCCCCUCACCAGCACAAGUGUCCAGGGAGAGCAUAGGCAGCGCGGUGCACGACACCCAUCUGUAGCCAGGUGAGCACGCUCAUCUUACGAGCGCCAAAGAUCAUGAUUAUCAGUCCGUUACCGCCAUGGACAGUGGCACAUCUGCUGGUUUAUAAAUGUGUAAUUCCCUUUGAACAACAGCAGGUGGCGACAUUGACGGGCAGUGCAGUCACGGGUUUUUCCACUACUGACCUGCAACUGCUACUAUUGAUGGACUGUGAUCAUGUCUCGGCAGACAAACAUGGAGUUACGCAAUCACCGGCUACAUCAUUAGGUAGAUAUUUCAAUAAGAUACUGCCUUAAUGAAGACAGCGAUGAUCAGAUUUGAUUGACUCUGUCAGAGAGGCGUCAUACUGACAAAUAUGCCUGCCAUUGUUGCCUCAUUUUGGUUUCUAAAUAAGGCAAAUGUAAGGACUUUGGAGUCAGAUUCAAUCUCAACUUGUUUGUAAUCUAAAGAAGUAAAACAGUGUACUUGCACACUACAUACAAAAGUACAUUCUAUCCUAUCUGAAGGCAAAACAUAAUAUGGAUUAGAGCAUACCAAAUACAGAUGUUGAACUAUGCUCUUUUGACACUGCUCCUAAUGUUGUGGCCGGCGACGCUCCCAUGCACUACCUUCCAUCACCAGCAGACAUUAAUACAUGAAGGUAUUUGUGCUCGGCAGCAUUUUUGCGCUACCGUUAGCCAAAGAUUUUAAAGACGCUUAGCCAUGUGUGGGAAUGAAGCAAAAAAUGCAAUGAAGUCUAAGGAUGUUACUGGAAAACCACAUUGUUGUCACGCAAGCACAAUCCUGUUUAACUUAAUGUGUUGCUGGGAAUUUCUACUGUUUAGAAAACAAACGCAGUCCAACGAAUGUACACGUACUCCGAUUAUAUUUACAUUGCACUUUUGGGGGGGGGGAAUCGAUAUAUACCGUAUUUUUCGGACAAUAAGUCGCUCCGGAGUAUAAGUCGCACCGGCCGAAAAUGCAUAAUAAAGAAGGAAAAAAACAUAUAAGUCGCACUGGAGUAUAAGUCGCAUUUUUUGGGGAAAUGUAUUUGAUAAAAGCCAACACCAAGAAUAGACAUUUGAAAGGCAAUUUAAAAUAAAGAAUAGUGAACAACAGGCUGAAUAAGUGUACGUUAUAUGAGGCAUAAAUAACCAACUGAGAACGUGCCUGGUAUCUUAACGUAACAUAUUAUGGUAAGAGUCAUUCAAAUAACUAUAACAUAUAAAACAUGCUAUACGUUUACCAAACCAUCUGUCACUCCUAAUCGCUAAAUCCCAUGAAAUCUUAUACGUCUAGUCUCUUACGUGAAUGAGCUAUAUAAUAUUAUUUGAUAUUUUGCGGUAAUGUGUUAAUAAUUUCACACAUAAGUCGCUCCUGAGUAUGUCGCACUAUGAAAAAAACUGCCACUUAUAGUCCGAAAAAUACGGUACUUACAAUCAUGGGAUCAACCAUGAACAUGAUUUAUCGAUAAGCUUUCUGUACAAACUUUAUGAAGGGAAUAACAGUGGAGGGUAUUGGACUGUGUCUCAAUCAACACUAUUUCAGGAUGUAGUGCUUUGUGUCAUGUGUAGAUGGCGCCACUGAGCUGCUCCUGAUGCUAACGGUAAUAAUGCUCAUCACUAAUUGGUGCAAUCCAAUAACAGGAUGCUGGGAUGCUAAAGUAUUUUUCUAUCACACUGCUUGGUUUGUAAAUGAGUUCAACAAAAAGGCAACUGUUUUAUAUUUACAUUUAAUAAAUGAAAAUAGC